AUGGGUGGUACUUACGGAGCAAAGAUCAUUGCUCAGGCCUUGCAUGAUCUGGGUGUGAAAGUCAUCUUCGGCACACCUGGUCUACCGGUCACAGACAUUGCUCAAGAAGGUCUCUAUCUAGGUAUCCGAUUCAUUAGCUUUCGAAAUGAGCAAGCAGCUGCCUAUGCUGCCACGGCAUAUGGAUAUCUCAGUGGCAGGCCAGGAGUAUGCAUAUCUGUUGGUGGGCCAGGAGCGUUCCACGUCUUCGCAGGUGUUCCACAUGCUAUGGCGAACUCCUUCCCAUUGCUAGUGUUGAGUGGCGCUGCAGAAACACACAACUCUGGCAAAGGUGCUUUCCAGGAUGUUGACCAGGUGGCACUCAUGGCACCACAUGCAAAGUUAUCAGUGCGACCUCCUUCGGCGGACGUCAUUCCCAAAUUUAUAAACGAUGCCUACCGAGCAGCAUGCUUUGGACGACCUGGUCCUGCCUAUGUUGACCUACCAGCGAACUUAAUUCUCGGCACCUUCGAUGUUCCUCGCAACCAGUUAAAGCGGAUCACAAGCCCACCAAAGUCUGCAGCGCCUGAAGGCAAGAUUCGAGAGAUCGUUCAGGCUUUAAAGAGUGCAAAGGCACCUUUCAUAGUACUGGGUAAGGGUGCAGCAUUUGCACGUGCUGAGCGACAGAUCAAUCAACUUGUCCAGAGUACUGGCCUCCCAUUUGUGCCAUCGCCAAUGGGCAAAGGCAUUGUCCCUGACUCAAGUCCUAACAACUACUCUGCAGCUCGCUCGACCGCGUUCAAGGAAGCAGAUGUUGUACUUGUGCUCGGUGCAAGACUAAACUGGAUCUUAUCUUUCGGCUUGCCACCAAAGUGGAAUGGGAACGCCAAGAUCAUCCAGGUUGAUAUCGAUCCUAACGAGCUCGGCAAGAAUGGAGGCCAUCCAGAGCUCAGCGUCGUUGGAGAUGUUGGUGUUGUGGUCGACCAAAUCAACUCUGCUCUUGACGGCUGGCAGUGGCAAGGACAAUCGACUGCUUUCUUCAAGAAUCUCCAGGCGGCGAAGUCACGAAACGAGGCGAAAGCAGCGAAGAAAGCGGCGGUGCAGAAAGUGCCAGUGACUUACGAGAGAGCAUACGAAAUCAUCAAGAAGAAGCUGGAUGAGCUAUCAAAUCCCAAGGACGGCGGCAUCGUCUAUGUCUCGGAAGGAGCGAACGCCAUGGACAUUGCAAGGUCCAUGUUCACAAUGGAGCACCCUAGGACACGGUUAGAUGCUGGUACCUACGCUACCAUGGGCGUAGGGCUUGGAUAUGCCAUCGCUUCGUAUGCUGCAUACAACUUCCCAGGUGCUGAAGGCCUGGCAGGUAAACAAGGCUCGCGCAAGAAGAUUGUGGCCAUCGAGGGCGACUCCGCCUUUGGCUUCUCCGGCAUGGAAGUGGAAACCAUGGCGCGCUACUCGAUGGAUAUUCUGAUCUUCAUCAUGAACAACAGUGGCUUAUAUAGAGGUGACACAGAUAAUGCGGAGAGUUGGGAAGAACGACGGAAGAACACGGUCGAGGGCACCACCACUGAUGGCAAGGGUCUGACCGCGUGGUCGCUAGGUUAUCAGACAAAGUACGAAAAGAUUGCUGAGAUGGCUGGUGGCAAGGGUCUGACCGCGUGGUCGCUAGGUUAUCAGACAAAGUACGAAAAGAUUGCUGAGAUGGCUGGUGGCAUUGGUCUCGUGGCGCGCACGCCUGAGGAACUUGCACAUGCGACCGGAGUUGGCUUCAAGGCGAAGGUACCUGUGGUUGUAAAUGUCAUCAUUGACCCACAGGCUGAUCUACCAAUGGACUUCUCGUGGCUGGAUAUGGCACCGCCGAAGCAAGACAAGGCCAAGCUGUAG
Molecule: messenger RNA, 1857 nt
Organism: Recurvomyces mirabilis
Lineage: Eukaryota; Fungi; Ascomycota; Dothideomycetes; Mycosphaerellales; Teratosphaeriaceae
Exons: 4
Coding region: 1-1857 (618 amino acids)
Biological process (GO): fatty acid alpha-oxidation
Cellular component (GO): peroxisome
Molecular function (GO): magnesium ion binding; catalytic activity; thiamine pyrophosphate binding
Source: RefSeq, a predicted model, not a curated record